AUGUCUACAUACGUUUCCAACAAGGAAAACAUAUAUCCAUACAACACGCCGUCGUUUGCUAAGAAAGCUGCGAAAAAGGCCCUCUUGAAUCGAGCAGGAACCAACAGCAACAACUAUUACAACAACCACAACAGCAACAAUAUGGACAACAAACAACGAUCCCAGUUUCAGAACCGUUUGAAUAUGAGCCGGAUCCAGCCUAACCAUAUUGAUAAAGUGGUGGAAUCCGUAGCCAAUGCAACCAAGAGAUUGUCCCAACAGUCGGCCCAAUCUUCAUCUUCAAAGAAGAAAACGGAAAAUAGAGUUGGUCCUUGGCGAUUGGGCAGAACCUUGGGUAAAGGCUCCACUGGGCGUGUCAGGUUGGCAAAACAUAUCCAAACAGGCAAAUUGGCAGCAAUCAAAAUCAUCCCAAAAACGUUCAUUGAUGAUUCUAUUGGUAAUGACAGUGUCAAUAACAGGGGGAAACAGAAGAAGAAACAAAAGUUUGACGAAAAUGGCCUCCCCUAUGGUAUCGAACGUGAGAUCAUCAUAAUGAAAUUGAUAUCACACCCAAAUAUAAUGGCGUUAUAUGAUGUCUGGGAAAAUAAGGAUGAACUAUACCUAGUGUUAGAAUAUGUUGAAGGUGGUGAAUUGUUUGAUUUCUUGAUCAACAACGGUAGAUUGAGUGAAAGGGAUGCAAUCUCCUACUUUAGGAUGAUCAUCAGUGGUGUAUCUUAUUGUCAUAAGUUCAACAUCUGCCAUCGAGAUCUAAAACCAGAAAAUAUCUUACUUGACAGAUACGGUAGAAUCAAAAUUGCAGAUUUUGGUAUGGCUGCUCUGGAGACUAAACAGAAACUAUUAGAAACUUCUUGCGGCUCACCCCAUUAUGCUUCACCUGAAAUUGUUGCGGGUAAAAACUAUCAUGGUUCUCCAAGUGAUGUUUGGUCUUGCGGUGUCAUCUUAUUUGCCUUGUUAACUGGUCAUUUACCAUUCGAUGACCCCAAUAUUAGAAAUCUAUUACUAAAAGUACAAACAGGUAAAUUUCACAUGCCUUCAUCCCUAUCGAAUGAGGCAAAGGACUUGAUUUGGUCGAUGCUUCGAGUAGAUCCAAAUCAAAGAAUCCAAAUCCAGGACAUAUUUAAUCAUCCUUUGAUGUUGAAAUAUUACCCACUAGACGUCGAAUACAAUGAUAGCAACCAAAUUGAGAAUCAAUUGAAUCAUUUAGAUAUUUCGAAACCUAUAAAAGAUAUCGAUGAAGAUAUCCUGAGUAAUUUACAGACUCUCUGGCAUGGCUUGCCCGAAGAUCAUCUUAUUCAUUCAUUACAGAACGAUGAAAAUAACCCAGAAAAGAUGUUCUACUAUCUAUUGGAGAAUUACAAAUUGACUCAUAUGGAUGAUUUGGAUUCUCAGCCUCCAAGCCUAACUCAUUCUAUAUCCCAAACUGCAAUUCCGCUGAAACCAAAGAAUACAAUCCCAAGAUCAACAAGUACAGUUAUUACUACAAUCCAAGAUGAAGACGGAAAAGUAUUGAAGUCAGAGGUCCAAGAAAUAAAACCGAUGAAAAAUUCUUCGUCAAAGGAUUUAAAGGGGAAGCUCAAAAAGAAAACCUCUCAAUCUAAAAUCGUUGCAUCUACUUCCUAUAAUAAGUCAAUUUCUUUUAGAAUGAAGAGAGAUUCAACAUUAUCCAUUAUUAAUAUGAAUAGGAACUUGGGCAUUAAAAAUGAUGCUAGCAUCAAAAAUUUGGCUGUUAGAUUGCAAAAUUCUCCCAUCGAAGGAGAACAUGAUGAAAAUCACCCCAAAGGGGGAGUACAGAAGAAAUAUCAAAUUCAAAAUCAUUUACUGUUAACCCAAAGGACUUACCAGAGUUACCCGAUUUAA
Messenger RNA from Pichia kudriavzevii, 1857 nucleotides. RefSeq lists its product as uncharacterized. Gene Ontology annotation, cellular component: cytoplasm. The record is from RefSeq and is a predicted model, not a curated record. Bases 1 to 1857 code for a protein of 618 amino acids. Gene Ontology annotation, molecular function: tau-protein kinase activity; ATP binding; protein serine/threonine kinase activity. Gene Ontology annotation, biological process: intracellular signal transduction; protein phosphorylation; microtubule cytoskeleton organization. NCBI's taxonomy places the organism in Eukaryota, Fungi, Ascomycota, Pichiomycetes, Pichiales, Pichiaceae. The transcript has a single exon.